CUCUCUCCUGUCUCCUCUCUCCUCCUCCGGGACCAUGCUUGUGGUGGUGACAUGUGCAGAGGAUUGAAGUAUGGCAUGCAAGCAUGGUUUCUGGCAAGAAGCAGGAGCCGGUGACAGCGAUGUGUCCCACUUCCAUCCGGAGUCUCUUCUACUUUUUCUGUUUGCUCACUUGUGCAAAGAAAAUCUCUGGACAGACACGGAAGGAUGAAAAGUUAUAUCCAGAGAAUUUUACUCGCAUUUUAGACCGACUUCUCGACGGAUAUGACAACAGGCUGCGACCCGGGUUCGGAGGUCCUGUGACUGAGGUCAAGACAGACAUUUAUGUGACGAGCUUUGGGCCAGUCUCAGAUGUUGAGAUGGAAUACACGAUGGACGUGUUCUUUCGUCAGACAUGGGUGGACCAGAGAUUGAUAUAUGAGGGGCCCAUUGAGAUUUUAAGGCUAAACAACCUAAUGGUGACUAAAGUGUGGACACCAGACACCUUCUUCAGGAAUGGCAAGAAGUCCGUGGCUCACAACAUGACAGCUCCCAACAAGCUGUUCCGCAUCAUGAAGAAUGGCACCAUUCUGUACACCAUGAGGUUGACGAUCAGUGCUGAAUGCCCCAUGAAACUUGUGGACUUCCCCAUGGAUGGACAUGCCUGCCCCCUCAAGUUUGGAAGCUAUGCUUAUCCAAAAACAGAGAUGAUCUAUACGUGGACCAAAGGGCCCCAGCAUUCAGUGGAGGUUCCUCCUGAGUCCUCAAGUCUUGUUCAGUAUGAUCUCAUUGGUCAGACGGUCUCCAGUGAGAUGAUUAAAUCCAUCACAGGUGAAUAUGUGGUGAUGACGGUUUACUUCCACUUGAAACGUAAAAUGGGAUACUUCAUGAUUCAGACGUAUAUCCCCUGCAUAAUGACAGUAAUCCUCUCCCAAGUGUCCUUCUGGAUAAAUAAAGAAUCCGUCCCGGCACGCACAGUCUUUGGCAUCACCACUGUCCUGACCAUGACAACCCUCAGCAUCAGUGCACGGCACUCCCUUCCCAAGGUGUCAUACGCCACUGCAAUGGACUGGUUCAUCGCAGUCUGCUUUGCCUUCGUCUUCUCAGCCCUCAUUGAGUUUGCUGCUGUUAACUACUUUACCAACGCACAGACGGAGCGGGCCAAAAGGAAGCCAGCCAAAUGUCCGCCUGUGCCACAAACCACGCCUGUCAAGGUCAAAGACAUGGAGGAGGUGCUGCAGCAAAAUCAAGAUUCCAAUGGGAAUCUAAGGAAGCGGCUCAAUUACGUCUCCCACCCAGAGUCCCGCAGCGGCCGCAGAGCCCAAUCUUCACACCACAUCACAGGAGUAGGAGUCACAGUGAGACAGCCACGGCCUUUUGCCAGCAGACUGUGAAACGGCAGCUCCAGCCCCUGCGCGCUACAGCCGAAAUCGGAAAGCUUACUCAGUGUGGCGUCUUCCUCUGCCCAGCUGGUGAAAAGUACUCCUCAGGUUGCAGCGUCCACACCAGACGUGACGGCAGGAACGCCAUGCAGACAGAAUGCCAGCUCCUCAUCCCUCCAGCAUCUUUUAGGGCCAAAGCUGGAACGUAUCCAGAUGAUGGACAAAUUGGAGCUAAAGCAGACACCGUGUUCGCAGCCCACUGCAGGUACAGGUGGAAACCAGCAAAAUGACAAGUACGCACGGAUCCUGUUCCCAGUGUCCUUUGGAGCAUUUAACAUGGUUUACUGGGUAGUGUACUUGUCCAAGGACACUAUGGUGGAUAAAGAUGGCUAGUCUUUUUCUCAUAGCGGAGUGGUGAUUAUAUCGUUAAAUGGGAUUCGUCUAAGGAAUAUGGCAAACUUGUUUUGGCCAACAGACAAACAAAUGUGCUUGGCAGGCAUUUCCAAAUCCUGGACAACAUGUUCAGAGCAUUAUUGUUUUUUUCCCAAGUCCUCUAGCAGCAAGCACGAGAACAAAUCAACCAAAUUAGAAAUACCUGACUCGACAUAAGAGCACCUGCACACUGGAAUACGCUGCUGUCCUCUUUACGUCUUACUACGUCGGACUGUAAAAAGUCUUCAACUGCCUCAUGAUUCUUUUUGGUGGGCAGCCAAGAUAAAUAUAGGAUUGUUUUCCUAUUCUUGUGUCUAGCAGCACCUGGCAAGAUGUUUGGAUCUGAAUACCUCUGUCCUACAAUGACUGUAUCAUACUUGUGUAAAUAUAUGCAUUUAGAAAGG
Molecule: messenger RNA, 2194 nt
Organism: Thalassophryne amazonica
Lineage: Eukaryota; Metazoa; Chordata; Actinopteri; Batrachoidiformes; Batrachoididae
Gene: gabra4
Product: gamma-aminobutyric acid type A receptor subunit alpha4
Biological process (GO): monoatomic ion transmembrane transport; signal transduction; nervous system process
Cellular component (GO): dendrite membrane; neuron projection; synapse
Molecular function (GO): GABA-A receptor activity; benzodiazepine receptor activity; inhibitory extracellular ligand-gated monoatomic ion channel activity
Source: RefSeq, a predicted model, not a curated record